AUGUCGGACCAAAACGCAAACCCCAGCAGGCCGCAGAAGCGGAAACGUGCCCGCCCGUUACCGGCUCACGUCAACGCUCGCAAUCUGGCGACCGAGAAACGUAAACGCAACGAGAUGAAAGACAGUCUUUUGGAUCUGGCUCGCCUAGUCCCACCACUGGCAACAGCACGCCGCUUGAAUAAGGUGGUCAUAAUCACGGAAAGCAUCAAGUACUUCCAAAAUCAAAAGGAAGUCUGCAUGUCCGCGGCGGCGGACAUGCAGGAUAUGAUCGAGGAAAACCGCCGUCUGGUCUCGGAGCUCAAUGCGUUGCGCGCUGAAGUCGGCGGACCACUGGUCGAAGCCAGGCCGGUCACGGAAGCGAUGAGUCAGUUCAUGGAGAUCAAGGAUGCCGUCUACGGGACCUUUCCGAAUGGCUUCGGGGAGAGUAGUGCGGUUGAGCCUGUUGAGAAUCAGCGCUCGCGGAGUGGGACUGCCGACCAGGAGCUGCAGUUGUCGAUGGAUGAGCUCUUCCCCUCGCCCGAAGUGAACUAUCUCGAUCAACUAUCAUCGCAUGACGAACGGAACCUGAUGCCCGCUGAGGUUCCGCUGGCAUUACCGCUAUCGCUGCCACAGGACCCAGCCCAAGACACGGCUUGGGAUACGAUGCCCUCCUUGGACAUCCCCCAACCGCCUUCAUUAUCUCAAGCUUUCUUCACGCAUCCAAUUCAUCCUUCGGACAAUACCUUUGACGGAAAUUUACUUGAUUCGACUAACGUGCCAGCGGAAUUCUGGCCGCCGGAUUACGAAAUUGUCGACAUGACAGCAUAUUUACAGCAUUCCAUCGAGGACAUCACAGCGCCGCCACAUAUUGUAUAG
Colletotrichum karsti is the source of this 855-nucleotide messenger RNA. RefSeq lists its product as uncharacterized. The transcript is spliced from 2 exons. The record is from RefSeq and is a predicted model, not a curated record. Gene Ontology annotation, molecular function: protein dimerization activity. Bases 1 to 855 code for a protein of 284 amino acids. NCBI's taxonomy places the organism in Eukaryota, Fungi, Ascomycota, Sordariomycetes, Glomerellales, Glomerellaceae.